CGAAGUCAAAUCCAGCAUCUUGCUGUCACCGCUACAAUGGGAAAGGGAACGGAUAAACUCUAUAUCACCCACUCGGAGUGGGCAUCGGAGGAUGCCUUUUCUGCCAACGCAGGCGCAGGAGUCGGAAAGGCUAGACGUGGCGGGGCGGAGGGGGCGUUCAAGCGUCUCCCCUUCAAGUUCUGCUCCCUCUCUCUGCAGCCAUUUUCGCAUCCUGUCUGCACCCCGUCCGGUACCAUAUUCGACCUCACCAACAUUCUCCCCUGGAUUAAGAAACAUGGCACGAAUCCCGUGGAUGGCACGCCGCUCAAAAGCGCCGACCUGAUCAAGUUGCAUAUCCCAACCAACGAGUCGGGUGAAUUCGUCGACCCGGUCACGUACAAAGUCCUGACCGACAACACACAUAUCGUCGCCUUGCGGAACACGGGGAAUGUAUUCGCAUGGGACACUGUGGAGCGUUUGAACAUCAAGGGGAAAUUGUGGCGCGACUUGGUCACGGACGAGGAGUUCAGUCGGAAGGAUAUCGUCACGCUACAGGACCCGCAGAACAUCGAGUCGAGGAAUAUGAGUACGUUCAAUUACCUGAAGGACGGCGAGACCGAUAUCCCCGGGCGAGAUGAUCAGCCGGAUAAUGUCAAUACCAACGCGCUGGGGAGCUCUGCGAAAAUUCUCAAGGCCAAAGAGGCGGUCGCUAAGGCGCGUUCGGAAAGGGCUCAGCGGACGGGCUCUGGUGCUCUAUCUCAGACCAAGGCGGACGGUACUCCCGGUUCAGCAUCCCUCAAAAAGGCGACUGCGCAGCAGGCAGGGAAACCUGUGCCGUACAAUGCGGCUAAACAUACCACCGGUCUGGCUGCCGCCUCGUUUACCAGCACUGGGAUGACCCCGCACACGUCUGGUGAACUCGCCCUGCUAUCUGACGAGGAAUACAUGCUCAAGAGAGGUCGUGUAAAGCAAAAGGGCUACGCUCGACUUUCAACGACAUCCGGAGAUUUGAACUUGGAGCUCCAUACUGAGUAUGCGCCUAAGGCGGUGUGGAACUUCAUCAAGCUGGCCAAGAAGGGAUACUACAAAGACGUCACUUUCCAUCGCAAUAUCAAAGGCUUCAUGAUCCAGGGUGGCGACCCUUCGGGUACUGGACGCGGGGGUGAGAGUAUCUGGGGCAAAUAUUUCAACGAUGAGUUCGAGGGCCCUCUCAAACACGACUCCCGCGGGACCCUCAGCAUGGCCAAUAAGGGUAAGAAUACCAACAGUAGUCAAUUUUUCAUCGCCUAUCGUGCACUGCCCCAUCUGAAUCUCAAGCACACCGUUUUCGGACACAUCAUCGACGAUCCGACACCAUCAUCCCCUACUCUGAACAGUCUCGAAACCCACCCGGUCAAUCAGUCUACGAACCGACCUACGCCCGACGUUCGGAUUAAAGACGUGACGGUCUUUGUGGAUCCGUUCGAGGAGUUCUUGAAGCAGAAGCAGGCAGAGGAGGCAGCCGGAAAGGCAGGACCAGACCCCGCGGAACAAGAAGAGAAUGCUCGACGUGAGGAAGACGACCACAUCACCUGGACGGGGAAACGAGUCCGGGGGGCAGGGUCGACCGACACGGGAGAUAGCUCUGGCGGAGGCGUGGGCAAGUACUUGAAGGCAGCUUUGAGCAACCAGGCCGGUCAAGAGGAGGAUGAGAUCGUGGAAUUUGUGGACGAGCCUGAACCCGAACCGAUGCGAAAGAAGCUGAAAGGCAGGGGCGGGUUCGGUGAUUUCAGUUCAUGGGAUUAGGAGGAUUCUUUUUCUUUACGACGACCUAGGACAUGAGGCGUAUGAAAGGAUAUAUAUACUCAUAUAAAAGCCACCGAUAUGUUAUACUCUGU
Aspergillus steynii IBT 23096 is the source of this 1856-nucleotide messenger RNA. RefSeq names its product PPIL2 family peptidylprolyl isomerase. Gene Ontology annotation, molecular function: peptidyl-prolyl cis-trans isomerase activity; ubiquitin-ubiquitin ligase activity. The coding region runs from base 37 to 1764 and encodes 575 amino acids. NCBI's taxonomy places the organism in Eukaryota, Fungi, Ascomycota, Eurotiomycetes, Eurotiales, Aspergillaceae. Gene Ontology annotation, biological process: protein polyubiquitination; protein peptidyl-prolyl isomerization; protein folding. The transcript has 4 exons. Gene Ontology annotation, cellular component: catalytic step 2 spliceosome. The record is from RefSeq and is a predicted model, not a curated record.